CGAACUUGACGAAACAACCUGGUUUCACAAAACCGCUAAUCGCACCUCAAAACCCACCCUCUCUCCCCCAAGAUAUAUACGCAAUACCCACGGUACGUUCCACACACCCAACCACCUGAGAGAGGCGAGGCAAAGCAAAGCAGCCAUAGCUCUGAGAAAUCUCUCUCAAUUUCUUGCCUCCGCCAAACACAACAUAGAGAACUAAAAGAAGAAAAAGAAGAAGGGGGAGGCCAUUGGAGAAGCGGAAGGAAGGAAUUAGCAGAGAGAGAGAGAGAGAGAGGCGGUUUGAGGAGCUCGCUCGAUCGAUCUGCAUACAUCUCUGCUGAACUGCUCGGCCUCUGAUCUGGUGCGGUGUGGAGCUUGAUCAAUCCGGCUGGAUCGGGAAGGCAGAGAGAGCAGAGAAUGGGGAGAGGGAGAGUGCAGCUGCGGAGGAUAGAGAACAAGAUCAACAGGCAGGUGACGUUCUCGAAGCGGCGGUCCGGUCUGCUGAAGAAGGCGCAUGAGAUCUCUGUUCUGUGCGACGCGGAAGUGGCUCUCAUCGUCUUCUCCACCAAGGGGAAGCUCUUCGAGUACUCUACGGAUUCCUGCAUGGAGAGGAUCCUAGAACGUUACGAGAGAUACUCCUAUGCUGAGAGGCAGCUUCUUGCCAAUGACACUGAAACAUGCGUGAGUACUACAACCAAGUUGGUAUUGGAAUAUACAUUGCUGGUUUGUUGCCCAGGACAUCCGGGAACCAAGUGUAUAUAGGUAGCUGGACUCUAGAAUAUGCAAAGCUCAAGGCUAGGAUUGAAGUCUUGCAAAAGAAUCUAAGGCACUACAAUGGACAAGAUCUGGACUCGCUAAGCCUUAGGGAACUUCAAAACCUGGAGCAACAACUUGAUUCUGCUCUUAAGCACAUUCGUUCAAGAAAGAACCAACUGAUGUAUGAAUCCAUCUCAGAUCUUCAGAAAAAGGACAAGGCCCUCCAGGAGCAGAACAACCAACUGGCAAAGAAGGUGAAGGAAAGGGAGAAGGAAAUAUGUGAGCAAGGAGAGUGGGAGCAGCAAGACCCAUCUUCUCUAGUUCCUCAACAGACCACCCAUGGCACCCUGGAUUUACCUUCUACUACUACAAACAAUAACGUUGCCCAGCAGCCAUUACAGCAUCCUCUUGACAUAAUAAGUGGCGGAAGCGGCAGCGGAGGCGUUUAUCCUGCGAGAGGUAGUGGAGGAGCGGAAGAAGGAACUACGUCAUCCGGUAGUCGAGCCAAUGCGCUCCUGCCACCGUGGAUGAUGGGCCACCAUAUUAUUAUUAUUAUUAUAUACAUAAUAAUAUGCCUGGAAAAGGCGCAGAGAACAACUUCUAUUAUAGGCUAUAGCCCUUUCAACUUAUUUAUUAAAAUUUUGAUUUUAUGUUGUUCUUAUAUAUAUAUAUGCAUGCUUUAAUUCGAGGUAUAUGUAAGCUUUGAUCGCGAGCGGACGUCGCCGAUGUGUGUGUGUGUAUGUAAUUUUAGUAUUGUAUAUACGCCGAGUCAUCAUCCAAGUGCCUAUAUCUAUAAACUGGAUGUAAAUUGAGAUUGGAGAUGUUGUACCAGAAUCGCUUUCCUCCAUGCAUGCUAGAUUAUUACAUCACCUUUAAGAAUGGUUUUAGUUUCUUAGAGAUUUUAUGAUUUUUUUGUUUUCUAAAG
Molecule: messenger RNA, 1666 nt
Organism: Linum tenue
Lineage: Eukaryota; Viridiplantae; Streptophyta; Magnoliopsida; Malpighiales; Linaceae
Source: the annotation of a GenBank genome assembly